Molecule: messenger RNA, 1653 nt
Organism: Drepanopeziza brunnea f. sp. 'multigermtubi' MB_m1
Lineage: Eukaryota; Fungi; Ascomycota; Leotiomycetes; Helotiales; Drepanopezizaceae
Biological process (GO): protein peptidyl-prolyl isomerization
Cellular component (GO): nucleus
Molecular function (GO): RNA binding; peptidyl-prolyl cis-trans isomerase activity
Source: RefSeq, a predicted model, not a curated record
AUGGAUAGAUAUUUAAGUGUCGCACAAAGAACGAAAGGAAAAGACGACGAGGACGAGGAAGAGGAUGAUGACGGGAAUAGGAACGGGAAUGGAACUAACGUAGGGGCGGGAUCGACACCCGCUAGCCAAACCUUAAAGUCACGAUACUUACCGGUACCUAUUGUACUUGAUUCUCCAGCCGAGACCCGUGACCUCGACGUCCUUGCAGACAGACAACCACAUAACCACAACCACGAUCACAGCCACAACAAUCAACCUCCUACUCUGCCCAAACUAAAAGUUCAAGCUCUACCCCCCGAGAACAUGAGCGUCCUCCUCGAAACUUCCGCUGGCGACAUUGUCAUCGACCUCCUUACAGACUACUCCCCCAAGCUUUGCGAAAACUUCCUCAAGCUCUGCAAAGUAAAAUACUACAACUUUUCCCCGGUCCACAGUAUUCAAAAAGACUUCUCGUUCCAGACCGGCGACCCCCUCGGGCCCUCCUCCUCCGAAUCCGACGGCGGCUCCUCAAUAUGGGGCGUCCUGUCCAAAGAACCCUCCAAACGCACGUUCCCCGCCGCCUUCCACCCAAAGCUCAAGCACGCUGAGCGGGGGACUGUGAGUUUCGCGACAGCGCAGUCACCGCGAGAUCCCGAAGAGAGGGUCGCAGGCUCGCAGUUUAUAAUCACGCUCGGCGACGACCUCGACUACCUGGAUGGAAAAGCGGCAGUGUUUGGGAAGGUGGUGGAGGGGUUUGAUGCGCUGGAGAAGAUCAACGGGGCGUUCUGUGAUGACAAGGGGCGCCCGAUGGUGGAUAUCAGGAUUAAGCAUACGGUUAUUCUGGAUGAUCCGUAUGACGAUCCUGCCGGGUUGAUAGAGCCGCCUGAGAGCCCUCUGCCGUCAAAGUCACAACUUGCAACCGUCAGGAUCGGAGAAGAUGAUAAUCUAGAUGAGGAGCUGGAUCCUGAGGCUGUGGAGAAGCAGAGGCGGGAGAGAGAAGCGAGGGCCCAGGCGCUGACGCUGGAGAUGGUCGGCGAUCUACCUUUUGCCGAAGUCAAACCGCCAGAAAACGUCUUGUUUGUAUGCAAGCUCAAUCCUGUCACAACUGACGAAGACCUCGAACUAAUCUUCUCCCGCUUCGGAACCAUCCUCUCUUGCGAAGUCAUCCGUGACAAGCGCACCAACGACUCCCUCCAAUACGCCUUUAUCGAGUACAGCGAGCAGACCUCCUGCGAGCAAGCCUACUUCAAGAUGCAAGGCGUGCUCAUCGAUGACCACCGCAUCCACGUCGACUUCUCGCAGUCCGUGUCCAAGCUUUCGGACACGUGGAGGACGGCGACGAAUUCGAAACGCAGGAACGGAGGGGGUGGAUUCGGAGGCGUGAGUGGGCUGGAGAAGAAGAGGCAGUACAAGGUCGGGGGUAAGGAGAGGAGGGAUCGGUAUGGGAUGGUGUAUGACGAGGAUGAACUGAGGAGACGAGGGGAGAGGCAGGGAAUGGAGAGGAGUCGGAGUCGGAGUAGAAGCCCUAGAGUGGAGAGGGAGAGGGAAAGAGGUUUUGAUGGGAGAGGUAAAAGGAGGGUUGAUGAAAAGCACAGUGGGGUUAGGGACGACAGGGACAGGCGGGGUGGUGCGGAUAGAGAAUAUAGGAGAGACGAUAGUUAUAGGCGGAGAUGA